Molecule: messenger RNA, 863 nt
Organism: Bursaphelenchus okinawaensis
Lineage: Eukaryota; Metazoa; Nematoda; Chromadorea; Rhabditida; Aphelenchoididae
Source: the annotation of a GenBank genome assembly
AUGUUAAGGAGAUCUCCGUAUGCAGCUGAUAUUAGCGGGUUGACUGGAAUUCGGUACGAUUCUUGUUUGAAUCCACAAUUUGUUAUUGCUGAAGCAGCAAGUUCAUUUGCGAAGGAACAGGUUGUGUUAAUAUGUAGUUGUUCGGUUUCUGCAGAUAUGUUUCGGUAAUUUUUUCACCUUUUGGAACAUAAUAUGAUUAGUAUGAUGCCCCUAAGAAACGCAGAAGUGUUUCUUUUAGUUAAUAGAAUAAACUGUUCUUUAAACAUGUAUAGUAAGUGACUUUAGUGUGGCAUGCAAUAAGGCCUUGAUGAACAUGAACUCGGAGAAAGUUCGGUUUAUCAACCCGACCGUUGUGGACUUUGGUGCGCCUAUCUCUGAAAUAUUGAUAAAGGUAUAUUGAACUAACGAUUUCGUUUAAACACUCAUUUAGAGCUUGUGCGAAGAAGGUGCGAGGCUAAACGGGGCGAGAUGCGUUGUAAUACUGGAUAAUUUGACGUUGAUUUGUGGAUCCGAAGUUGAAGAAAAGAUAAAAUUUGUACAUAAUGUUCUGUCAACUGUUUCUGAUGAUUCUACCGUAGUCUACACAGAUCCAGCUUCCAAGUUGCCUAUUGAUCACGAUGUUUUCAUUGAUCUAACUUCUGUUGGCUCGUCGUUUGGAAAGAAGGUCACAGGCAGGGUAUGUUAUUCUAUAAACUGAAAAUAUGGCUCACAAUUAUUUUUUUAUUUAUGACAAAAUUACAUUUCAGUUGGAUUUAAUCACGCAGACAGAAUCUGAUCCGAAGCCACAAUUUAAGAGCUGGCAUUACUGCAUGGGGGAACGGUCGGUACAAUUGUUUCAUCCAGGCAACGCUGAUGUUAUGUAA